AUGAACCUCGUUGCGGUCUUAUUUUUCGGCAUCUUGUUAUUCUUGCUGGCCGGCUAUCUGAAGCAGAACCAUGCUAUCUGCAUGGCCGGGGCAGCAACGGCGCACUUCGCUUGGCUGGCCGCCUUCGCAUGGAUGACGGUUCUGAGCAUCAGUGUUGCCUAUACCCUGGGGUCUAAAAUGUCUCAACGGCAUCAGCGGAGGGGUAUCGAUCGAGAACUGGUUGCCUACAUGUGUGUGGCCUACGGCAUCCCCUUGACCAUAGUCUGCACCUGUCUGACGCUGCAAUUCUGUGACUGCACCGAUCUCCCUGUGAUCUACGCAGAGGCAAGUAUCUGCUGGAUCACUGACGCCACCGUUCGUGCGGUCACCUUUGUGGUACCGAUAGCAGUGGGUCUGGCGUUAAACAUCGUGAUGUAUGUCUACACAGUGCUUCAAGUCCGAAGAACUAGACAAGCGAGCAAGGUCGUUCGGAACGAGGGAACGGCAGACACCGUCAAGGAAGAACUCUCUAUCUACGUAAAGAUUUGCACUCUUGUCGGCCUGACCUGGGUGUUUGGCUUCGUGUCGCAGUCAGUGACGGGCAUCCUGGUCUUCUCCUACAUCUACAUCAUCCUCAACUAUCUCCAGGCAGUCUUCAUCUUCCUUAGCUUCUGCCUCAAUGAGAGGGUGCGGGGCAUGUGGAGACAAAAGGUGCAAGCCAAGCGGACGGGAGUCCCGAAAAAUUCAACGUCUCAGCCGAAGCACGGCGGAAGCACGAGUACUGCUACAACCAACCUGUCUCCGAUAAGUUACUUAAACGCAACAACAGAAAAUACCAAACUGUAA
Messenger RNA from Acanthaster planci (crown-of-thorns starfish), 825 nucleotides. RefSeq lists its product as uncharacterized. The record is from RefSeq and is a predicted model, not a curated record. Gene Ontology annotation, biological process: cell surface receptor signaling pathway; G protein-coupled receptor signaling pathway. Gene Ontology annotation, cellular component: membrane. Lineage: Eukaryota; Metazoa; Echinodermata; Asteroidea; Valvatida; Acanthasteridae. Gene Ontology annotation, molecular function: G protein-coupled receptor activity.